Messenger RNA from Plectropomus leopardus (leopard coralgrouper), 4385 nucleotides. It is a transcript of the gene elmod1, whose product is annotated as ELMO/CED-12 domain containing 1. Lineage: Eukaryota; Metazoa; Chordata; Actinopteri; Perciformes; Serranidae. Gene Ontology annotation, molecular function: GTPase activator activity. The record is from RefSeq and is a predicted model, not a curated record.
CCUGCAUGCUGCUUAUUGCAAUCAUUCUAACAGAUCACAGGUCCCAUUCCCAGCAACAGCUACUGCUUUUAGACUCGAGCCUCCUCCAGUCAGUGGCUGUCAUCAUGGAGGAAAAGCAGACGACUGGAGCCGAGUGAAGAGGACACACCGCCGCAUCACAUCUUUGUUUCGCCUCUUUUUAUCAUUUGAAUUUCGGUGAAUAAUCAACACAAACAGUUCCGAAGACACCAGCAGCCAAGAUGAAGCAUUUCCUGAGAGUGGUGACCCAAUUCUUCGUGUUCCUCUACUGUAAAUGUCUGUGGCGAGGCCUGAAGUUUGUCGCCAGAAAGUUUACGGGGCGCUGCGAGCUGCAGAGAAUCUGCUACAACAACAAGCAUGGAGCCCGCAGGACCCUCAAGAUAGAAUCAUCUCUGAGGUACUCCAAGAAUGAGCUGCUGCAGUCUGCCCUCAGCGUCCACCCUGACAAAGUGGAGAAAACUAUUGAGGACAUCAUGGCCUUGAAGAAGAUUAACCCUGACACCAACCCACAGCUGGGCAUCUCUCUGCAAGCCAGCCUGCUGCAGAUCGUGGGCUACAGGAGCCUGGUGGCAGAAGUGGAGAAGCUGCGCAGGGAGCCUUAUGACUGUGAAAACCCAGAGCACGAGGACCUGCUGAUGAAGCUGUGGAAGGAGCUGCGUCCUGACACACCUCUCACCGGACGCAUCUCUAAACAGUGGUGUGAAAUUGGUUUCCAAGGCAGCGACCCCAAAACUGAUUUCAGAGGCAUGGGCCUGCUGGGCUUGCACAAUCUGCUGUAUUUCGCAGAACACGAUAAAGCCACCGCCCUGCAGAUGCUCCAUGACUCCUUGCAACCAAAGCACAAUGAGAUUAACAAGCCUGAAUGGGAACAGAAGAACCUAGACAAAGCUAUUGGCUACUCUUUUGCUAUCGUGGGCAUCAACAUCACAGACCUGGCCUACUCUCUGCUGGUGAGCGGAGCUCUGAAGACCCACCUGUACAACGUGGCGCCAGAGAUGCCGAGCCUGCUGCACUUUCAGCAGACCUUCUGUUACCUGAUGCAGGAGUUUCACCGUUUCUGGAUCGAGGAGGAUCCGAGCGACAUCAUGGAGUUUAACCGGGUCCGCUCCAAGUUCCACCGGAGGAUCCUGCGACAGCUGAAGAAUCCAGACAUGGCUCUGUGCCCCCACUUCUCCGCCUCCGACCUCCACCUGGUCAACCUCUAAAACACACACCCCUGACCUGUGACCCUCCCCCACAGUCCCCAGCUGAACCCUUCAUACCCCCACAGAGGUCUCCCCUGGAUGUCCGGUAGGCCAACUAAAAAAAAAAAAAAAAAAUCAGAAAACCCUUUACCCUCACAUACAUAGUUCCUCAAACUGCUGGACACAUCUGGGGAGACUCUCUUCCCAAUCUGCUCAGCCCACCUUGUCCCAGCUAACGUCAUGUCGCGUCACUGCCAAAAGCUCACUCAACCACAACACACACACACACACACACACACACACACACACUGCCUCUACGCCCUCACUGCAGCGUUACACCACCAGCAUCAGAGAUGACCAUAGCGAUUGUAGCUGUGCAUGAGGAGGCUGCACCACACGACUCAUCGUUAUCUGUUGCUUUAAUGAUUCACGACGAUUGUAUCAGCCGUUACACCUCAGAUAUGAACCCUGUGCUUCUUCUCAUAACAAACCAAAUUUACUUUCUCAGCCAAAAAAACAAAAAAUCCCUGUUUUAGACUGCAACACAAUCAGUUCAGAAUAUUUUGGCAAUUAGCUGGUCGGGCUUCAGACACAAAUGUGACAGAACAAAUAUUUUGUAUUUAAAAUGAAGAGCUAUAGAUACUCUAUAAUAUAAAUUUAAAAGAAUCAUAAAAGAAAUGUUGCUGGCGCUGAUUCAAUCAAAAGCUCUUAAAUAAUAUAGGGCCAGGUCAUCUCUUAGCUUUGUCUGUAUUAGGUCAUAGAUUGUACUGUACUUUUUAUGUCAACAUGACAUGACACCUAAGACUUCUCCUUGCCAAAAUAUCGAAUGUGGAGAACUUACAAUCACAGCAGUAGUUUGUUUCUUGUGAGCUCAAAUGUACAUUUUGUAAACCUGCAAAAUCAUGUUCAUAGAUAUUUAAAAACUGGCAGCACACUUCUCACUUUGGAUAUUAAAAACAGCUACUUCUCUUGCAAUUAAUAACUUUUUUAUUUCCUCACACAGAGUAACAUCCAAAUAUCAAUAAAAAUAAAGUCAUGAACAUUAUUUUUACAGGUUUGCAAAAGGUUUUUGCCUUUGCUUUGACCCCAUGCAGAGAUUCAGUUAUGAAUGUCCCUCACAUGCUCACGUUCACGAUUGUUUGACUAUUUUAAUUCACUGAAUGUGACACUGUGUCCACUGUUGUAUCAGCCAAAGCAAUAAUUUACAUUCAUUUCACUGCACAUUUCUUUUUAAAUGUAUUAAUUUGCACCAUGUGUGCCUAAGUUUUUGUUUUACGUUGUAACUCAGAGCUGGAAUGCGAAUCAACUUAUAAUUAGUGUUUGAUAGAAGUAAAAUAUCACCACAUUAUUUUUAAGACAUUAGUGAAUUUGCUGUAAACAAAUGUCCUCUGGCAGUCGCUGCGCUGCUUUUUACAAAGUCCAAAUCUGGCGGGAAAUCUGCUGAAUUGCUUUAUGGAAGUGAAGACGUGUUUGUCCUUCUCAGUGAAGCCAAAGACACAGAGGUCUGACAGGAAGCGUUCAUGGAGAAUGUCGUCUUACGUUCGUGAGCAUGAAUGUGUUCUCACCUCUUCUCCAGCAUUUGCUUUCAGUAAAAUAUUAAUUUAACAUUUUACUAAUGUUCUUAAAAAUGCUACACAUAAAGGCUUCAAGAAGCAUCUGCAACAACCAGAGAAACAUGAUGUAAAUAUGAAGCUGCUCCAUAGAAAAUGAAUUAGGAGGUGGUUCCUACUAAUGCAGUGAAGAGCUGACUGUGAAAACGUAAAAGCGCUAAAGAUGGAGGCGUUGAUCGACCAGUCAACGCAGGAAAAUAAUGACUUUUUAAUGCUGCGAUCUUCUAUGAUGCCACUGUCAGCUCCUUACUGUGGGUUGCAUGUAUAUUUUUAAAAUUUGAUGUCUUUAUUUUACUCAGAAAGCCUCACAAAGUCUAAGAGAGUCCACGAGAACCAAGAUUUGGAGUCCCCUCCAUGUUUACUAUCUAACUGUUUUGCUGCUUCCUGUUUGGGGCUGGAGAGUGCUGCUAUAGGCCAUGCGUCUACGCCAUAGCCUAUACAUUUAACCCACACCACUGGGAGCAUUUAUACUUCUGCACUGGUGUGCUUUGCUCUGUGUUGAGUACCUUCAUCAAAAACAGCAACUUAAACUGAGUUGAUCAUUUUGGAUUUAGAGCAAAUAAAUGUUGAACAACAUUACUUUUAAGGAAAUUACUAUUUACUUUUUAUUAAACCUCUAUUAUGCGGGCACUUCUUCUCCAGUUCCCACUGCUCACAGCAAAGCAUUUUUAGAUGCAAUAUUUGAGGGAAAAAAUGUGGUGCUGCCAAGUGGCCAUGUCACAGUUUUGUAAUCUGCAUUGCAGCAAUGUGAAGCUAUAUUUCUGGAGAGGUGCAUGCCAGACUAUGGCGAGGGUACGCACCUGCACCAUGCCUACACCUUACAUACAAACAGAUUUGAUGCAGAAAUAAAAUGCCUUUAGAUUUAUCUUGUGGCAUUUUUGGAGCCACUGCAGCAGUUGACUCUCCUUUAAGAAAAAAACCCCCAAACAAUCUAAUCGAUUAUCUGUGGAGCGUCAGUUUGAUUGUUGUCUCAGCUCUGAGUCAUUACUUUUACUUUUCACUGAGAGAUAAAUCAUCUGACACGCGUGUACUUCAUCACAGCUGUGUUGCUUCACUUGAACAUGUGACCACUGUAUUUAACAUCCAUGAGCGUUCACAUCACGUGACGAUGCUGACGGCUCUGACAAAUGUAGGAAAUCAUUUUAGCGCCAUGCUUGCACUGUUGAUUGUGUUGAUAAUAGUACUGAAUAUCUUUGUCCCAUUGAAGUGAGCGUCGAUGCUUCUUUUCUGUCAGUAUUAUGCAGCUGUUUACUUCAGUGAAUGUCAGUGCUGGUUUCAUCUCCUGCUUGUUUUGCUUUGCUAUGGUCAGCUUUGCACUACUGUAAAAAUAAAAAAUGCAGUUUCCUUUAUGAUAAUAAACCAGUAAUUUUUGGUGUUAGGAGUAUACGAUACUGUAGAUGAAGUUACGUACUUGCUGCUGUAUAUUCUGCUUUAAAACUGCCUAUAAGACCACGAUCUGCAUGAUGGUAUUUUCAUUGUUACUGAUAUGACAUUCUGUAUUCUUCAGUAAGGCCUAAAGUACUAAUAGAUAUUGUAACUGCGUGCUUCAUUUGUUUGUGCUGUACUUUUUGAG